Molecule: messenger RNA, 1150 nt
Organism: Oncorhynchus nerka (sockeye salmon)
Lineage: Eukaryota; Metazoa; Chordata; Actinopteri; Salmoniformes; Salmonidae
Product: gamma-interferon-inducible lysosomal thiol reductase-like
Exons: 7
Coding region: 109-870 (253 amino acids)
Cellular component (GO): lysosome
Molecular function (GO): oxidoreductase activity, acting on a sulfur group of donors, disulfide as acceptor
Source: RefSeq, a predicted model, not a curated record
CGUCUUUUUAACAAGGAAGAGGGCAAGCGACACAAUUUAAAUGACUUUAGAUAUUUGCUCGUUUUUUGUGGGUGGCGGCAGAGUUUGUCAUCUUGUGCUGAAGGAAAGAUGAACGGUAUUAUUCUGCUCACACUUUUGACCAUCUGGUCAAAUGUAGAUUGUACGCCGUGCUCAUAUUCUCCAUCGCAGUGGUGUACCUCUGUGGACUCAGCCAUCGAAUGUGGGGUUCUGAAGCAGUGCCUGGAAGCCAAUGCCACCAAGCCCAACACACAGGUGCAGCCCGUGCAGGUGGAGUUGUAUUUUGAAAGUCUGUGCCCAGGAUGCCGGUUAUUCCUUACCUCACAGCUCUUUCCCACAUGGACCAUGUUGCAGGACAUCAUGAGUGUCACACUGGUGCCCUACGGAAAUGCACACGAGUCUUUUGAUGGGAAGCAGUAUCAGUUCACCUGCCAGCACGGUGAGGAGGAGUGUCUCGGCAACAUGAUCGAGACCUGCAUAUUGAAUGCUACAGGAAGCAAAGCAUUCCAGAUUGUCUACUGCAUGGAGGCCUCCACUGAUGUUAUUAAAGCGGGGGAGAAGUGUGUGGCACUCUAUGACCCGAACACCAAGUGGGACAGCAUCAUGACCUGUGUGAAGGGAGACCAGGGGAAUCAGCUGAUGCAUCAGAAUGCAGUGAAGACUGGUGCCUUAAAGCCAGCCCACGACUAUGUGCCUUGGAUUGUCAUAAAUGGGGAACACACCGAUGACCUUCAGAAGAAAGCAACGUCUUCACUCUUCACUCUGAUCUGUAGCAUGUGGAAGGGGCCCAAGCCUGAAGCCUGCGGUGCAGCUCCAAUGAAACGACACAGAAGUUACUGCCAUGACGAAUAAAUAAUCUACAUCUUACCAAUACCGCCGUAUGCCUUUGUGUUCAACUUCAAUUGCCAAAUAGGGAUGGUAAAUCUGAACUUUUUUAAAACGCUAUCAAUAAUGUUUUAAACUGGUUUGACUGUCGGUAUCACAUAGUUCUUCCGAUAUUCAAGAAAAGGGACGUCGUGUAUUGUAUCACAUUGCUCCGUGAAUGAGCCUUCUGUGGAAUGAGCUGUGUGAAAUAAACUCUCAGUCAUCUAUUUUUAAUGAAGGGACGAAAUUAAAGCUAACUAUUUUAAAA